AUGCCUGUCAGCAAUGCAGAUGUUGCCAAAGGAGAAAGGAUCGGUUCCCGGAAGUGGAUUGUGGAGGGUGUUCCAAAACUCCCUCCAUGUCAGCAGGGAGAUUAUCGGCUUCAGCCUCGCCACAUUGAUAGUGGAUCUACCGAGGGAUACAAGCCAGACAAGUUGGUGGGAAAUAUUGAAUUUAAAAAUAUACAUUUUGCUUAUCCUAGCCGCCCAGAUGUACAGGUUCUAAAGGGUCUAAACCUGAAAGUACCGGCUGGUAAGACGAUAGCCCUGGUUGGGAUGAGUGGCUGCGGGAAGAGCACAACCAUACAGUUGCUACAGAGGUUUUAUGAUACCUAUGAUACCACAAAAGGGGAGAUUACGCUGGAUGGACAUGAUAUACGCUCCCUCAAUGUCAAGUGGCUAAGAGAUAAUAUUGGUCUGGUAGGUCAGGAACCUGUCCUGUUCGCAACAACCAUAAAAGAAAACAUUUGCUUCGGUAGAGAUGGAGUAACUGAUACAGAGAUUGAGCAAGCAGCCAGAGAAGCCAAUGCCUACGACUUCAUAUCUAAACUCCCAGAACAAUUCAACACAAUUGUAGGUGAGAGAGGAACUCAGCUGAGUGGAGGUCAGAAACAGAGAGUAGCAAUUGCACGAGCUCUUGUACAAGAUCCAAAAAUAUUGCUCCUAGAUGAGGCCACAUCAGCACUGGACACCCAGAGUGAAUCUAUAGUGCAAGCUGCCCUGGAUAAGGCUAGAGCUGGUCGGACCACCAUUGUGAUAGCGCAUCGAUUGUCUACUAUCAGGACAGCUGAUACCAUUGCUGUUUUUCAUGGUGGGGUUGUAGUGGAACAAGGAACACACAGUGAGCUAAUGGAAAAAGAAGGGGUCUACCAUUCCCUUGUCAUGCUUCAGAACCAAGGCAAAGACAGUGAUACAGAAAAUCAAAGUACAGACAAUUCAUAUAAAUAUGAAAAUUCUGGACUGUAUGACAUGGGUGAAAAUCAAGACAAAGAAGACAAAUGGCCGACUUUACAAGAUGUUGAGAACAUGCUGGCGCCCAUUAAUAAUGGACGAUUACGAAAAGGUUCAACUAGAAAGGAAAAUAAAGAGGAGCUUAUUGAAAUGAAACCCAGGAAGACAAAUACUGGAAUUCUAGAUGAGGAGUGUCAGAGGCGUUCUGCUGCUCCUUUUCGAAGAAUUCUACAGUUAAACAAACCAGAGUGGAUAUUCAUUGUGACUGGAAUGCUUGCUGCUGCAGUAACCGGGUGCAUACUACCGUUAUUUGCAGCUGAUUUUUCAAACAUUAUUGCUGUAGGUAUCUAA
Messenger RNA from Bufo bufo (common toad), 1308 nucleotides. RefSeq names its product ATP-dependent translocase ABCB1-like. The transcript is spliced from 9 exons. The coding region runs from base 1 to 1308 and encodes 435 amino acids. Gene Ontology annotation, molecular function: ATP binding; ATP hydrolysis activity; ATPase-coupled transmembrane transporter activity. The record is from RefSeq and is a predicted model, not a curated record. Lineage: Eukaryota; Metazoa; Chordata; Amphibia; Anura; Bufonidae. Gene Ontology annotation, cellular component: membrane.